AUGGACUACCUCAUCACAGAGGGAUACCCUUCAGCUGCUGAAAAAUUCGCUGCCGAAGCCAACAUACAGCCCAAGGCGGAUCUUAGCAGUAUUCAAGAAAGAGUUCAGAUUCGAGAUUCGAUACAUCGUGGUGAUUUGCAGAUGGCCAUUGAACUUAUCAACGAACUCAACCCAGAACUCCUGGAUACCGAUAAAAAACUUCAUUUCUCUCUUCUACGCCUUCAACUCGUCGAGCUUAUACGUCAAAGUUUCACCUCUUCCGACCCCGGCCUGGUGGGGAAAGCGAUAGAAUUCGCCCAAAACAACCUCGCCCCAUAUGCUCCACUAGAAGCUCAAUUCAAAAACGACCUUGAACGAGCCAUGGCACUGCUUAUCGUCCCUAAGGAAUCCUGGACUCAAGCAACUUCAUCAGGCUCUUCGGGCUCGUCGGCGUCACAAGUACAGAAUGAUUUUGGUGCCUUGGCUGAGCUUGUUGAUCCUUCAUUACGACGCAAAGUCGCCAAAGAAGUUAACGAAGCACUCCUGCAAUCCCAGGAUCAGAGAAGAGAAGCCAACAUUCGCUAUCUUGUCAAAGCGCGCGCGUGGGCCGAACAACUUGCGAGGGAGAAGAAUAUUGAUCUACCGGAGAAUCUCAGUCUCGGUCUUGACGGCGACGAGCCCUCCAAAGGGAGCUCAAAUGGCCACCAUGGAGAUACCGAAAUGACAGAAAACGGGGCGGAAGAUAACACCGUUGGUAGUGAUGCUGAAGCAAGAUAUACGACCAUUCCAUCUUAA
Messenger RNA from Rhinocladiella mackenziei CBS 650.93, 774 nucleotides. RefSeq lists its product as uncharacterized. Gene Ontology annotation, biological process: proteasome-mediated ubiquitin-dependent protein catabolic process. Bases 1 to 774 code for a protein of 257 amino acids. Gene Ontology annotation, cellular component: nucleus; cytoplasm. The record is from RefSeq and is a predicted model, not a curated record. NCBI's taxonomy places the organism in Eukaryota, Fungi, Ascomycota, Eurotiomycetes, Chaetothyriales, Herpotrichiellaceae. The transcript is spliced from 2 exons. Gene Ontology annotation, molecular function: protein binding.